GACUAUUGACAUGUGACUACGAAUAAGAAUGAUAUAAACAAAUUUGGUGAAAGUAAUUAUUGUCGUAGUUUGAUGCAAUCGGAGUCAUUUCUUUAAAAAAGCAACAAAAUAGUGAUAAUGAAUAAAAUGGAUAUAAAAUCAGAAAUAAAUUUAGAGGAAAAGUCUAUAGUUGCUGUAAGUAACACAGAAGAGGAACCUCUGGGUUCGUUAACACUUUCAGAUGUACCUGAAUCAAAGGGACAACAAUUAAGAUCAAGUGCUAGAGUAUUUAAAAAAAUGAAAUUAGAUUCGACUGCACCAGUAGUUCCCGAAAAAACCGAAAAGAAAGAAGAAAAACCAGAAUCUAAGAAGUGCUUUAGACCUUUAUGGUCUUCUGAAGAUAAAAAUGUUUUUUUUGAAGCAUUGAACGAAUAUGGAAAGGAUUUUGAAAGUAUUCAGCUCUAUAUAAGCAAUAAAUUUAGAAAAAAGGGUGUACCAGACCAUUUCGCCAAAACUAAGGAUCAAAUUAGACAUUUGUACUACAGAACUUGGCAAAAAAUUUCAAAAUAUUUGAAAUUUUCUGAGGGAAUUAAAAAAGUAACUCAAGAGUUGUAUGGUCUGAUUAAUUAUGGAGAAUUAAGAAAAAAACUUGGUUCGGUCAAUGUGAAGUAUUUACUUAAACUUAAUAAAUUAAUUUACAAAGGAUCAAUUAUAUUAAGAGUGAAAGGAAAGUCUAUCAAAGUGAAGACUCCAUAUUGUAGAGCACUACGAAAAUUGAACCAAUUGGAUGAUAAAUAUGAAGAAAUAAGACUUCCAAAUAGAUUGACAGUAGAACUACGGCCUAAGGAUAUGGCAUCAUUCCUGAAAGUUCAAAGUGUUGCCCAGAAUCCAAGAUUGAAAACUUAUAUGCCUCUACAAAAAAGAUUGAGUUCCUUGAUAGAUUGCUUGAGUAAAAGAUGGAAGAGCGUGGAAGCAAAUGUUUAUGACAAAGCUUUAAUUUCUACAUCUAUUACUAUUAACUCUAUACCCACAGAGCAGGAAAUUCAAAUUAAUAAGGAACGGCUCAAUCCACUUUUAAGGAUUACGCCUCCUGUAGAUUGUAAGAUAGAAGUUCCCUCUAUAAGCCUUGGAGAAUAUUUUUCUCGUCAAAGUAUGUGUUUUAAUUCAUACGAAAACCGGUUGAUGUCAAACUACAAAGCAUAUCGUAAUUGUGAUAACUACAAAAUUAUUAACAAAACUACGAAAAAAGGUGGCAGAUCUAGAACAGAUAGUGCUAGUGAAAAAUUGCAAAAAAAUGGAGUUAACGUUGAGGAAGAUGUCUGUGAUAAUAUAGUGGCUGCUGAAAAUGAGACUAGCAAUGAGACCACUAAAGAUGCUAGCAAGGAAACUAGUAAAAAAUCGGAAUCGAGUGAACACAAUACAGAAGAAGUUAAAGUGCAGGAUGAUAAAACGGCGAUUGAUAAUGACAACACUGAAAAAUUAGAGAGACAGGAAAGAAUUGAAACGUUGAGAAGAGGUUGGACAAUAAAAAAUAGCGAAAGUAUAACUAUGGGAGAAAUCUAUUUAAUGUGUGGCAGUAAUUCAAAACUUGUUCUAGAAUACAGCUGGGAUCCAGAACCAAUACCAGAAUCUGAAUUAAAUAAUAAGCUGGAACCAGAUAUUUCCGAUACUCCGAAUUACGGUCAAAAUUUGGAUCUAAGUGAACCACUUCUAAAACUAUUAUCAGUCGCUAAACUUCAUUAUAGAAAAAAUAUCAUCAAGUGUCCUUGCGGUCACGUUUGUGGUACUAAGAAUAACGCUCAAUUAAAAAGAGACGUCGAAUCAAAGAUAAGGAAAAUUCUAACCGAUAUUGAUAAGUGUUCUGAAGAUACUGACGAGAAAGGGGCAAAUGGUGAACAUAUUUUCGAAAAUCCCCGAGAAUUUGUGAGGCCGACCCCUUACGUGCAACCUAAGUUGCCUGGUACUUCAUUCUACCAAGCUAAUGCUUCACAUUUUGUUUCCAAAAUUGACUCAAUACAAAGCCUUACACCAGGUUAUUACAAUAAGAAAGGUCGCCGUCCUCGAUCAAAACAAGUGGUAGUCGAAAGGAAACUACCAAUUCUUCCCAACAAUGUCGGAAGUGGUCAUCAGAUUGUCAGAAUGAAUAUAAUUUCAAAAGACAAUCCAAAACCACCUGAUCCAAAAAAAGUUGCUACGACCUCCAAUAUAUUCAAUUCCAACGAACAGCCGUCCACUUCAACGUCUAACACCGAUUUUUCAAAUAAAUCUGAAGAAAUAUCAGUGGAAAAUUUCAAUAAUUCUAGUAUAGACAUAAAACCCGUCAGUCCUACUAGAAUUUUAAAUGAAACCGAUCAAUGGAUAAAUUCUGAAGUGGAAGAUUAUUCAUUAAGCAGUUUACUAGGUCAUUUGGAAUCUCCUGUGAAGACUAGUACUAGUAUUAUAAUAAAUGAGGACUCUCGAAUGUUUCAAGAUGUUGAUGCACAAUUACAUUCAAUGUUGACCCAAAAUAGCGUGGACUUUUCUGCAAGUUUUGCCGAUUUAGCGGCUGAAGUAGCAAGAGAUACAAAAUGUGAACUGGGUUGAACACUUGUUUAAAUAGAGGAAGUAGUGAUUUAUAGAAAAGGAUCGAGUCAUAUUGAAUAGUGGACGUAAUUUUUUGUUGAUCGAGAAUAUUAGUACUUGUUGGAUUACUGAAUUAGGCUCCAACAAUCAAACAUAAAUCAUUCUUUUAUAUUAUAUCCUAUUUUAACUGUGGCAUUAAUGAAAAUAGACUUUCUCGUUUCUUAUUCAAAAUAAGUCAUUUAUAAUAGCUGCAGAAUUGGGAUUUUAAUCCAGAUGUUUUUCUUCUAAAGUAAGGGCUACCACAUUUUCAUUUUUCACAAGAGGCAUUGAUAAAUCGGGUGUCUCAAUAAGAAUGGCUCUCAGCCAUAUCUCGGGAAUUGUUUAUAGUAUUCGGGAAAAAAAAUUAUAACAAAAGUGACCUCGAGAAAAACCUAGAAAUUAUUUACAGAUUUGUAGGUCUACCGUCAGAGGGCGUAAUUAAAUACCAAAAAUUAUAAAAUGAAUGAUUUACAAAUUUUGCCUAAUUAAGAUGCAUUUAAACUAUGAUUAUCGUAUUCCUCAAGAAAUUCAGCGUAUAUUUGAUUUUACAAGUUUUAAUCUAUCUCUUCGAAUAAUAGGUGGGGGAAAGCGUGAAAUUUAUUAUGAAAAAACGCCUUUAAGUCCAGUGCUACUUAACCUAUCUAUGCAAACUUAGUCUUUUUGAAGAGAGCUCCUUUCUACCAAUGUAAUAGUUAUAAUUUUGAAACAACCUAAUGAGUAAUGUAUACGCUAGAGGGAGCUAUUUAUUUAUUUUUUUGAAAUCCUUGAAAAAUGUUGAAUGGAAACAUGCAGUUUUAAUUAAGGAAUAUAAAAGUAGACCAAACUAGCAACAGAAUAGCGAAAACCGCAUGUCGAUAUCUUUUUCGUACUACGAGAUAUCCUAAGAAAUGUGUAAAUUUUAAGCAUUUUCCUUUAAACAUAAAUUACUUCGGGUUGACUGAACGGGUUUUAACAUUUUUUGACUCAAAAUUGUCUUUCCUUGUUCUAUUAAUAAUAGUUCCAAUUAUUAUGUCAAUAUUACUUAUGCUGUCACCGGGAAACUGCAUUAUGGAAGUUAAAAUAGAAAUAUAUAAAAACAAGUAGUGGGCCAUGAAAAAAACCAAGCAAAAAGAUAUGUCUUGUGUCAAAUUAAUUUGACACAAGUAAUUUGUUCAUUUACGUGUCAUUGCGAUUUUUGUGCAUUAAAUACGAUAUAAAAUUUACUUAAAGGUUAUAUCUAAAAUGAUUCUUACAAACGAAGAAGAAAUUUAUGAUUUUUGGUAUUUAACUAUGCCCUCUGGUGGUAGACCGACAACUCUGUAUAUAAUUUCCAGGUUUUUCAAUUUUGUAACUUUUAUUAUAAAUUUUUUUUCCCGAAGCUGUACUAUAAACGGUUCCAGAGAUAUGGCCGAGAGCCAUUCUUAUUGGGACACCCGAUACAGUAAGGUAUAAAAAUUUUAAGUAACUGUUUGUUUUCAUAAUUGUUAGGAGUGCGCGAAUGCUUUGAAGAGGUACAGUGUUGUUUGUUGCGAAUUGGUACUAUCCGCUGCCCAAGAGAGUUUCAGAAAGUUUGAAGUUUUCUUUUUUUGCACAAAACAGUGCACAAUACUACAGUGUAAAUCAAUUGUCAUUACUGUUGAAGAGAUGGCUCUCGCGCGGCGUCGCCCUUCCGGGGCCUCGUGCACCUCAAGAAUACCAUAUAUGUUGAAUUGUUAUAUAUUUUUAGGUUAUGAAAAUAGCAACAAUAGAUUAAAUUUAACGUAUGUAACAAAAGUUUUCAGAAAAAAUUCGUUGCAUUGAAUUUAAUUCUGAGUAAAUCUAGUUGCCAUAGAAAACACAGAUUUUAUAAUGUUUCAAUUUUCAUACGUCAUUUUCGUUUUCAUCAAUUUUUAACUUAGUUAUGGCGUAUAAGUUAGAUAUCCGAAGAAGUAACUACAGUUUAGUUGGACGGUUGUCAACAACUGACAUUUUGAAUAAAUAUAGAGAGCAGACAAUUGUAAUUUCGACCAUUUAUAAAACAAUAAGUGAACAAGGACUACUGCCGAAUCAAAUAGAUUGGUGGUAUGUGCAAAAGACAAAUUAGGAAUACCAACUCGAAGGUUGGCUCGCCGAUUUCGGGUUUUCCACAUGACUAUCAAACGAGAACAAUAGAGAAAGGGUGUUAAACAUAGGAGAAGGAAAAAUGUCCAAAAUAUACUGAAGAUCAGUUAUGCAGAGUUUCAAUAUGCUGUGCAUAUAGAAGACGUCAUUUCACAGAGAAUAUAGUUUUGAUUAUGGAAGAGGAAAAAUAUUUAACCUUAUCACAUUCAGAUAUUGAAGACAACGAUGGAUUUUACACGGAUGAUGUAGCAAAUUGUCCUAAUGACGGGAAAUGUGAAUUUGUAGAUAAAGUUUUGAUCUGAUGUGCCAUAUCCGAAACAGGCAUUUCACGUCCUUGUGUCGGACAUGUGAGGGGCGAGGCGUUGGAUGCACAUAUUUAUACAGGAAGAUGUUAUAGUAUGUUAACCAUAUAAUUUCUCCAAGAUCAAUACACUUUUGCUUGAGUAUGAACCAAUUGUCGAAGCAUUUUUUUCAUUCCGAUUGAGGUACCUCCAAAACAUGCGAUUUGAACGCAUCAACCACUUCUUCAGAUGUAGAAUAAAUCAAGUGAGAGCUCGCAUUGUCGUAGUAGAAGAAUGAUUCGUCUUCUGCGAUUGAUUUUUCUGAUUUUUUGAAUACUUCUAGCAACUAAAUGUUGUUGCAUCGCGAUUAAUUUUUUCAGCAUUUGUUUGAGCGGUUAUCAAAUUAUGCGAUAUACAACUCGAACAAAUCUUUUUAAUAGCCAAAUGUUCCUCCAAUAUUGAAUGUAUGCGAGUGGAAUCAAUGUCCAAGUACACCUCAAUCUCACGGUAUGUCACAUGACGAUCUUGCAAUAUUAGUUAACGCUCCGCAUCGAUUUCUUCUGGCACAACAGCCAAUUUUGGACGACCUUCACGAAAUUCAUCCUGUAGUGGAGUGCGACCACGAUGGAAAUCGGAAAACGAGCCAAACACAUUGACUAGAGAAGGUGCUUCAUUACUAAAAUAGAAGCGAGUUGAUCGGCACACUGCUGUUGGUUUAAUCCACGGCGAAAGUCGUAGAACAUCAUUGCACGAAAAUGCUAUUCUAUUUUUUGACCAAGAUUAAUGGUAGUAAUAUCUGUAAACAAUUCAAAUAGCACUCGUAUAACACUUUCAGAGUACGUUCACCUUUAAAAAUGUCAAUCGUUAUGAUGGCACUGUCAGACUUGACACAUCUUAUAUUUACAUCAAUGUUGCCAUAUCUCUAAACUUAAGUAGUAACCCUCGUAUAGUGUAUAUGAAUUUAUGAUGUCAUAUAUGUAAACUAGAUAUAGGGCUAGACUGGUUCAAUAUUUUUAAAUAUACUUAAAUCCCGCGAAGUAUGUAAAAUUUUUUAUUUCCCGCAGAAUUUAACCUUGUUUUUUUAUUAAUUUAUUCGACACUUUUCCCGUGAAAUUAUAGUCAACUUUGAUUGGUUUAUAUCAUCAUCAUAAGCAUUUUAUUCGGUACAUCAAUAUGACUGUGUAUUAUGAAAAAUUGAGAGAAAUUCAAAUUAUUGAUUUGUUACAUUGAAUGGAAAUUGAAUUUUAGUGUCUUAAAUUGAUUAGGAUAAAUUUAUUGUUAUAACAUUUGUAGGGAAAAAAAUGUUGCUGUUAAAAAAAGUUGAAUAAUAGCAUAUUAUAGUCAAUUGAACCAAAAUAAAUAUAAAAAUAUCGAGAAAAAAGUUGUAGCAAGUAAGGUUUUUUGUAACAUUAGAAAAAUCACAUACAGAACAGUUAAGUUCAAUAUUUAUUCACAGGUUUUUUUACUUUGUGAAUGUUUGUAUAAUGGAUAUGAAACUAACAUAGUAAAUCGAAAAUAUAUAUUA
This is a messenger RNA of Diorhabda sublineata, 6465 nucleotides long. RefSeq names its product protein cramped (gene crm). Gene Ontology annotation, molecular function: chromatin binding. The coding region runs from base 118 to 2562 and encodes 814 amino acids. The record is from RefSeq and is a predicted model, not a curated record. Gene Ontology annotation, cellular component: nucleus. Lineage: Eukaryota; Metazoa; Arthropoda; Insecta; Coleoptera; Chrysomelidae. The transcript is spliced from 5 exons. Gene Ontology annotation, biological process: pattern specification process.